AUGAUUAAAAGUGUUUAUAUUUUAAAAUCAAUGAAAACAACAUCUAUAAGUCUAUAACGGGUUUGGUGAAAUUAGCUGUCAAUAAUGUUAGAUCAGUUGCAAGUUUUAGUUUGGAUCAUAAAACAUGUCAGAUGAUUACUACUCCUUCCGUUUCGUAUUAAUCGCAACACUAGGGUGUUCAUAAAGUUUAAGAAAAUUUAUAGGGUUAGGGUCUAAAAGAGGUGUCUUUUUUUGUUUUUUAUUUAUUUAUUUUUUUUACAGUUCCUAUUUUCCUAUUUUGGAGAUCCAAAGUUUUGUUCUUGUUUUUGUUUUUGGAUAGUAUGUAAAGACUAUUAUGUCCUCAUUAUUUUUAACUUUAUUCAUUGAACUUCCUAAUUUACCGUCAAAUUAUCCACUUGCCUUGUACUUUUUUCUACUUUCUCUCUCUAACUUUUGUCUAUAAUUGAACUUUUCACUUUUUUCUCCUUAAAUUAUUCAAUUGCCUUGUACUUUUGUCUAAAUUUUUUUCCACUUUCUCCUCUCAUUUCUUAAAUACCGUGAAAAAACGCAAACAUGAACUAUAUAUUGGGACGGAGGGAAUAUAACGUAUUGUUGGUAGGAGAGAAAAAUAAUAAAAAAAGUAGUAUAAGUGGGGUCGGUAGUAAAGAGAAAUAAUACAAUAUUGUGAGAGUGGGGUUAGUGGGAGAGAAAAAUUAUAAAAUAAUGGUGGGUACUUUCCAAAUAUAGUAGUGUUACUAUUAAUAUGAAACAGAUGUAAAAGCAAAGUGUAGCGAUUAAUACGAAACAGAGGGAGUAACUAAUAUAGAAUCGGGUUCGAUUAAGAAUACAUGUUACCAAUUUCAUCCAUUAAUCGAGUAUGAAUCGAAGUCAGGUCCGUUUUUAACAACUACUUUGUAUAAAAUUUUCAAAAGAACUUGUGACCCUAAAUGAGAAUAGCACAGGACACGAGCGUUAUCCGAGCUCCCAAAUAGUUGGGGGUAUGCAAAACUAUUGAAGUGAACCAACCUUAAUUUUCACAUAAAAAUGGCGGACACUUUGUUAGGACCUUCCCCUUCACUCUCUCUCCUUUGCAAUCCUUUACCUUUCCUACCUUCUUCGUUCCACUUCAAAUCCACCAUUUCUAGCAAUCCCACUAGAUUCAAAUGCACUUUCUCUUCUAAUUCUCAAUCUCCUCUAUUAAUGGCUUCCUCUUCAACUUCUCCUUCUCCUUCCCAAUCUUCUACCACUUCUCCACCUUCUCUACUUGUUUUUUCUGGGGGCACUGCCUUUAAUGGGGUAGUGGAGGAGCUGAAAAAGCUGACAACUCGUGUUGCACAUGUUCUUCCUGUUUCUGAUGAUGGAGGAAGUACAGCUGAGAUCGUCCGUGUGCUUGGUGGUCCAGCCGUUGGAGACAUAAGAUCAAGAUGUUUGAGGCUCUCUGACGAAAGUACUGCAGAGGCUCUUGCUGUUAGACAAUUAUUAGGUCACCGUUUAGCUCUACAUGCUAAAGAUGCAAAAUCAGAAUGGUAUGACAUUGUUGAAGGGGAGCAUUCACUAUGGGAGGAAGUAUCAGUACCAUAUAGGGAAACAAUUCGAGCCUUUCUAGUUUACUUUCAGCAACAGAUUCUCAUGAGAUCUGAAGCGAAAUUCUGUUUCAGCAAUGGCAGCAUUGGAAAUUUUUUCUUCGCGGGAGCCCGGAUAUUCUUCCAGUCACUAGAGUCAGCAAUAUUUUUGUUUUCACGUGUAUCAGAGAUUCCUAAAGAAAGUCUUGUUCUCCCAGUCAUAUCCACCAAUGACAGAUUGACACUGGGAUGUGAGCUGUGGGAUGGAAGAACAAUUCGUGGUCAAAAUGAAAUAUCUCAUCCAACCAAUGGACUAAUGGAUCCUGUAAAUAAGAAUUACUGCUCUGUUCAAGCACUUCCAUCAAGAAUAAAGCGAGUAUUCUACAUGUCAAGUGAGGGGCAAAAUUUGUUGCAUGAGGUCUUCCCUCCACCAAAUCCAGCUGUCCUCGACCAGUUACACAGUGUUAAUUGUAUCGUUUAUGCCAUGGGAUCUCUUUUUACAUCCAUCUGCCCUUCAUUGGUUUUGAAUGGGAUAGGGGAAAUCAUUUCCUCAAGGGCUUGUCCUAAGAUACUUUUGUUAAAUGGGACACAUGAUCGAGAAACAAGUGGAUUCUCAGCUUCAUGCUUUGUGACUGCAAUCACUGAUGCUCUAAAUAGAACUUAUGGAAAUUCCAAAUAUUGCCUUAAUAAUCUUCCAAGUGCUUAUGUAAAUACAAUUUUGGUGCCCAAAAAUGGUAAAAUCCCAGUGGAUUUAAAUGCCUUGAAGGACCAAGGUAUAUUAAAUGUGGUCACCGUUGAUUCAUUGGAGGAUCCAAAAGUUGGUAUAACCUUUGACCCCAACUCAUUAAUUCAAACAUUGGCUGAUAUACUGAGGCCCUAGCUCAAUGUUAUGGGAAGUAACAUUUAACCCCAUUAGUUGGAGGGCUUACUGAGGCAUGUAUCAUUCAUCAUGAGAUUUAUAGUUUUAUCAAGUCGAUGAAAAAUAGUUUGCUCAUUUCAUGUUCAGUGACUCUGCUGAUAUAUCUUUGAUCAUGACUAAUAUUUAGGUUGCUAUGGCAUUGUUUGAGCUGCAAGUUGCUAUAUUUUGGCAUUCAGAGGCAGGGACUUUAUUUUUUGGUAUGCAUUUGAGUGAGAAGCUUUUAGAGAAGGAUGAAUAUAUUUUUUGCUGUCCCAGAUUUUAACUUGUACGGGUAACAGCUAAUCUGGGAUCGUCUGAGGAACUGGCAAGCUGUAUUGCAACUUUGCAAGCAGUGAGCCAGUGUAUCUGCAACACUGUAUAGGCUAUUCCACGGGAAAAGUGCAACUUUAUAAAGUACCAUUUGUUGUAAUUAGGAUGUUCAUUCUUUACCUAGAAUUCUCAUUUACCCUUGAUCAUCUCUCAUUUACCUAGAAUUCUUGAUGCAAGCUAUUAGUUUGCUUGAUAGUUGAUACGGAGUAUAUUUGCAUAAAUGCUCAAUUCAGUGAUAGGUGAUUGUCCUUUGUUUCUCA
Chenopodium quinoa (quinoa) is the source of this 3029-nucleotide messenger RNA. RefSeq lists its product as uncharacterized. The record is from RefSeq and is a predicted model, not a curated record. NCBI's taxonomy places the organism in Eukaryota, Viridiplantae, Streptophyta, Magnoliopsida, Caryophyllales, Amaranthaceae. Bases 1024 to 2421 code for a protein of 465 amino acids. Gene Ontology annotation, molecular function: LPPG:FO 2-phospho-L-lactate transferase activity. The transcript is spliced from 13 exons.